Molecule: messenger RNA, 825 nt
Organism: Saxophila tyrrhenica
Lineage: Eukaryota; Fungi; Ascomycota; Dothideomycetes; Mycosphaerellales; Extremaceae
Exons: 6
Coding region: 1-825 (274 amino acids)
Biological process (GO): NADH dehydrogenase complex assembly
Source: RefSeq, a predicted model, not a curated record
AUGGAUCAGUAUUCCGACGACAAGAAGGAGUCUCGUAAAUUGACCCUAUUCGGAGGAAGCGUAGGAUGGUCGCCUGAGGACUGGACGGCCAGCGACGACAGCGUCCGGGGCGGGAAAUCAGAAUCGCAUCUGGAGAUCGAUGGAGAUACUGCUCGCUUUCAUGGAACGCUGGACAUCAAGACACUAGGCGGUGCGGGCUUCGCUAGCCAGCGCACCACUGGGGACGACCGCGAAUGGAAUCUUUCUGAUUAUGCGGGCAUUCAGUUGGAUGUCGCGAAGGGUGACAAGAAGCGAUACACUUUCAUUUUGAAAGACGAGUUGUUACCACCAGACGAGAAAUCUGGUAGAGAACAAUCGACCAUCUCCUGGGAAUGCGACUUCGAGCUGCCGCCACAGACAAAGCCGGGUGAUGUCUGCGACAAGUCGGUCUACAUCCCUUGGGAUAGCCUGAAUCCUACGUACAGGGGCAAGCUAAAGAAAGAUGCCGACCCCCUAGACCUCAAGAAAAUCAAGCGGAUAAGCAUCAUGAUGCGAAGCUUCUUCGGCUCACAGGAAGGCGACUUCUCCUUGAAGAUCAAGACUUUGGCCGCCCUGGAAAAGGCGCCAAAGUCCGCCGGGCUGAAAAGCCCAUCCGUGUAUGAUCCUCAGCGCUUGGAGGAUGGAACGAAUGCGAUCGCACAACAACCUAAUCGCCCGCUGAGAGGUCCUGGCAGCUCGUGGCUGGCCGAUGCCACUGUGCAAAAGUCGGCGCUCACCAUUGCUCUUGUGGUUGGAGCACUGCUCCUUUACAAGUAUCCAGGCUACUUGUAUACUCGAGGCCGUUAA